AUGUCAUCCUCGGCGAUUGCGCAAGAAUAUUUACAACUAUCUAGUGAGGAUGAAGUAUUUGUCUUAUUAGAGCCAGAACACGAGGAGCGCACUUACAAUGACCCUUUGAUGGAUUGUUCAAGCAUGGCUGAAUAUUUGGAUGUCUUGUCAGCUCAUGACCGGUGGAAGGAUGGUAAAAAAUUGAAGAUGUUGGACUCACAGACCACUGAGGAGCGCCAGUCAUUAGACAUGGGAUUUUCAUUGUCUGAUGAUGACCGGAUGUCUGACCCUUUGGACAUGCAAUUCCCCACCCUGUCUGACAAUGACCAGUCAUCCAACAUCGCGUUGGACCUGGGAUUUCCUCCAGAGUCAGAAGCAUUGGACAUGGAAUUCCCACUGGAGUCGGACGAUGAUGUGUUUGACAUGGGAUUUCUACCCGAAUCCGGAGAUGAUGCACUCUCCCUUCACCCGGCAAACUCUCUGCAAGUUGGUCAUCUGGCCGGUAACACAGAAGGCUGGCCUCUACAGAUGGGUUUUGACACAGAUAUGGUAGAUGAUGUUCCAGACAUGGGGAACAAUAUUCAACCGGCAGAGAGCCCCUUGGAGAUGGGUUUUCAAGCGGAUCCGGUCAAUGAGUUUCCGGAUCAGUCAUUAGCCGUCAGUCAACCGGAUCCCAUUGGGUUUGUUAUUCAGCGGGCAGUAGGUGAUUUGCAAGUUGCAGUGUACCGGUUGGAGAUGGACAGGGAUGGUGGUGCAAUGUCGCCAGAAGAGGCCUUUGCAAGGGAGCAAGUCUUUGGGUUCACUCGAGACUUAUUGCUGGCAUGUCAACUGAUAUCGAUACCUCAACUGUCAACAUGA
Molecule: messenger RNA, 837 nt
Organism: Suillus paluster
Lineage: Eukaryota; Fungi; Basidiomycota; Agaricomycetes; Boletales; Suillaceae
Exons: 5
Coding region: 1-837 (278 amino acids)
Source: RefSeq, a predicted model, not a curated record